AUGACGAGCGCGGAGACUUCUCGGUUUAUCGUUGGCGUCGUCGGUGACAUUAUCUCUUUCUUCUUGUUUGCCUCUCCAUCGCCAACUAUUUUUAGAAUUUAUAAGAACAAAUCUUCGGAAGGGUUCCUUCCAGACCCUUAUUGUGCAACCGUGCUGAACUGUUUGCUAUGGAUCUUCUAUGGUCUUCCAUUCGUAACUCCAGAUCAAGCUCUUGUGGUGGUCAUCAAUUCCAUUGGGCUCGCAUUGGAGUUGAUCUAUCUCACUGUAUUCUUCAUCUACACUGAUAGUAAGAGGCGGUGCCGAAUUAUUAUCUGCCUAACGACCGAGGUGGUAUUCUUUGCCGCCAUUGUUCUCGCCACGCUGCUCGGCUUUCACAUCCAUCAUCGAAGAAACAUGUUUGUGGGACUAUUCUGUGUUAUCUUUGGAAUCAUAAUGUACGCCUCCCCUCUUACCAAGAUGUGGGACGUGAUUAGAACAAAGAGCGUGGAAUAUAUGCCAUUUUGGCUUUCAGUAGCUAGCUUCUGCAAUGGAGCCAUCUGGCUGACCUAUGCUCUCAUUAAAUUUGACCUCUACAUCAUGAUUGGAAAUGGUGUGGGAGCUCUUUUUGGUCUUAGUCAGCUCAUACUAUAUGCAUGCUACUACAAGAGCACUCCAAAGAAAGAUGAUGAGAAGCCAUCUGAGGUGCAGCUCCAAAAUGCACCAGUUAGAGUGGCUGCUUGA
Ilex paraguariensis (yerba mate) is the source of this 720-nucleotide messenger RNA. Lineage: Eukaryota; Viridiplantae; Streptophyta; Magnoliopsida; Aquifoliales; Aquifoliaceae. The record is from the annotation of a GenBank genome assembly.